Molecule: messenger RNA, 1476 nt
Organism: Mytilus trossulus (common blue mussel)
Lineage: Eukaryota; Metazoa; Mollusca; Bivalvia; Mytilida; Mytilidae
Exons: 11
Coding region: 1-1476 (491 amino acids)
Molecular function (GO): Notch binding; calcium ion binding
Source: RefSeq, a predicted model, not a curated record
AUGAAUAUUGCAGUAGUUUUUCUAGUACAGAUCUCUAUACUGGUUGUAUAUGGAUCUCAUUUUCGGGGUGGUACGGUUAGUUGGAAAUACUUGGGUGAUGGCAACAAGGUUGAGUUUAAAUACUCACUUAGUUGGGCGCAUGGCCAAGGGAGUGGUGCAAACUGGAAGGCAGUUAACCUGAAGGAUAAUACCACAUUAACUAUUGGGUCUGGGAAUUACAGUGUAGUGGCCAACAAUUCCGCAGAGAAUUGGCAACGAGGAGAAGCAACUUCUAUUUAUAAUUUUCCAAACAAAGGACCUUAUAGAGUCAGAUUUACCGGUGCGGCUUGGAUAUCAUUAGGAUACGGAAGUGGUGGAAGCUGGAAUAUUCAGACGAUUGUUGAUUUAAACAAUCGUUCAGAUACACAUAACCCAAACUACAGUCCGAGUACAUUUAGCAGAGCAAUUUACAGAGUUCAGUUUGGCUGUAAAAUUAGAAUACAGAUUCCAGUCAUUGAUGUGGAUGGAGAUACCGUCCGGUGUAGGUGGUCAACUUCUACAGAAGCAGCUUCGAUAUCUAAACUGUUACCCAAUGCUGUUCUAAAUGAAAAUAAAUGUUUGAUUGAAUUCUCUGCAGUUCCAGGGAGCAAUUAUACGCUUAACAAUUGGUAUGCUGUUGCACUUACUAUGGAAGACUAUCCUCGAACGACAAUUAAUAUAGACGGGAAAAUAUAUACACCUAACACUCCCAUUACAAGUGUACCUUUGCAGUUUUUAGUGCGUGUGGAAGCGUCGCCUAGUCAAUGUAAUGACAAACCCGUCUUUGUAUCUCCAAGGCCAUCUGAAGGAAUAGUGAAAGUUUUAAAAGCAACGCACACAUUGAAUGUCAAGUUUUAUGUGCAAUCUAAAACUAGUUUAUUGGCCAUAGACGUUGAUGGUCCAAGAGAUCUUUUAAAGUCCAAUAUAAAGCCCGAUGAUCAAGGAAGACCAAAUACAUGGUUAGUUGAAGUUACAUGGAGACCACAACAAUCAGAUCAAGGAACCCACAUUAUGUGCGCGUCUGCAGAAGAUCAGUUUCGGAAACUAAGUGACACAAGAUGUAUAAAUGUUAUGGCAUGGGAUAUAGAUCCAUGUGAUAGAAGCCCAUGUCAGCACGAAUCUACCUGUAAAAGAGUUGGAUAUACGUCAGAUUUUAUUUGUACUUGUGUGCAUGGGUAUACUGGAAAUGUGUGCGAAACAGAUAUCAAUGAAUGUGCUUCAACUCCAUGUCAACAUGGCGGUGCAUGCCUUGACCUUAUUAAUAACUACCGCUGUCACUGUUCAUCUGGUUUCAAUGGUUUAAACUGUGAAACAAACAUAGACGAAUGCAGGAGUUACCCCUGUAUGAAUGGUGCUACAUGUACAGAUCUAGUGGAUGGGUAUACAUGUACUUGUAUUAAAGGGUACAAUGGGACUCACUGUCAAAUAGGUACGACUUUACACUACCAGGCUAUUUAG